Messenger RNA from Epinephelus lanceolatus (giant grouper), 1405 nucleotides. RefSeq lists its product as uncharacterized. The record is from RefSeq and is a predicted model, not a curated record. Lineage: Eukaryota; Metazoa; Chordata; Actinopteri; Perciformes; Serranidae.
CUAGAUGAUAGUUUUAUAUUUCCUCAGGGCAGCAGUGUACAAACAAAACCUACAAUGGAGCCUGGAACAUUGAUUCCACACAGCAGUGACAAGCUUAAACCUGGCAAAGACUGCAAGAAGAAAACCAAAAGAAAAAAGAAAGUGGCGUUUGACUUAUCACCAGCCUACAUAUGUGCCAAACAUCCUCAAUUAAGCUCUUCAUCUCAGCAUUCUCCCAAAGAGAGCGUCCUCUUGGAAAAUGAAGCUGUGAGAGAUGCUGAGAGCUGUUCACAAGUCACAGGACACAGCCAGGGUCAAACACAUGCUAAUGAAUCUCAGUGCACCAAUGAGGAUAUAAACAGCCAGGACCUGUUCAUCACCCAGAAGACAUUCAGAGUGUCGCCCUCAGAACCUUCCAGUGGGGAAGCCAGCGACCAAGCCAUAACUACAAGUCCUCAAAUGUUUGCACCACGAAACAGGUUGGACACGUCUGUAGUAUGGCUAAAACAGCAUCUCAACCAAUCAUACAAAUGUCCACAUGACUCACAUUUCCAUCAGGACCACGGAGAAACAAACGAGCAGGUGCAACAGCCAAAGACAGUACAGGUGCUUCUCACAGAGGAAGAGGAGCAGUUAAACAAAGCACAUCAGAGUCCCAAGGAGGCAAAAUCCUUCUUUGAGACACAGAUGGAGUUAAACACAAACCUAAAUCAGGUGAAAAAAGUUGCACACCCUGCACAUAAAACACUCAGUGUGGAAAAUGAAUACCUGGAUGAGCCAAUUGUUGUAAAGUCAAAGCAGUCUCUUUCAUAUCUGUCAGAUGAGCCAGCGGUGUUGCCCCCCAUGUCCCUGACAAGCACUUCCACACAGACAGAAAACUUCUUCACCACUGAACUCUCCUCCUACCUCAACUUCGACCAAAAAAGAAGAUUGAGCGUACACUUCGAGAACUUGAAACCGCUGGAUCUGAGCAUGCCAGAGAGGGCAAGAAAAAACCUCGGGACAUGUUUGUCAGUGACUUUACAAGAAGAGAUCAAAAGUGACAACCACAAAGAGCCCAGCCUGCACCCAUCUUGUUCCUCAGACACAAAAGAUGGAGAGGCAAAGAAAGAGCCCUCUGGCCGACAGCCUUGCUCUGGAAGCACACAAGGUAAAGGUGAAACAACGCUGAGCCCCCAGUCAGAGUCUGAGGCCAAGUCUGCAGACACGACAGCCUCCAGUGAAGACGACCCCCCCUGUCGCACUGGCAAGCUAGACCUGAUCCAGGUGAGGGCAGUCCAGAUGAGACUCAAUGAAUCCUUCUUCUUCAAGACAAAAGGAGAGGGACGGUCACCCAGACCAGAGUCUCCACUGAUGAAACUCGCUCAGGGCAGAGAGGUUAAAAGCAGGAAGGGGCACUGAGGUCAUAUGAAAGCAUGGAAAUUAA